Molecule: messenger RNA, 2730 nt
Organism: Lucilia sericata (common green bottle fly)
Lineage: Eukaryota; Metazoa; Arthropoda; Insecta; Diptera; Calliphoridae
Product: MOB kinase activator-like 2
Exons: 3
Coding region: 1290-2366 (358 amino acids)
Cellular component (GO): nucleus
Source: RefSeq, a predicted model, not a curated record
UCGAAAGAGUCAUGGUAUAAGGUUCGGAGAAGGCGUUACAUACGCAAUACACACAAUAUUGAAAAAAUAUAAAAAAAAAAAUUAAAAAAAAGAAAUAUUUAAGUGAAAUUUCAAAGUUUGAAUACACAAAAAUAAUAUUAAAAUUGAGGUUGAGAGCUAAAAAACAAAACAAAGUGAAAUAAAUAUUUUUCUGUAAAAGGCUACAAAAUAAAAUCGUAAGAAACAACGAGUGUUCAAGCGUAAUCAAUAUUGCUGAAACAACACUUAAAAUUAUACAGAAAACACUUUGUAAAGUAGAAGAAAAAAUUCCCUCAAGUUUCGUAAAAAAUUUUUUUGUGAUAUUCGAAAAAUUUCCCACUACGUAACGAAGGUGAUUUCUUCUUUCAUUUAUUUAAUUUUUAUUGUGUAUUUUAACGCAACAACAACAGAAGCUAGCCAUCUCUUGUUUUUUUCUCACAACACACACUACUCUGGGAAUUUUAUUACAAAUUUACAAGAUACGUGCGUGAGAAAGAGACAGACAGCAUUACUACGGUUUUAAUCAAAAUAAAAACGACGACACCAACAAAAACACAACAACAACGACGACAACAAGAAACUAAAUGGUUUACAAAGUCUAAAGACCAACAUUUAAUGCGCAAUAAAAUACAUCAAUAUAAAAGAAAAGAGAGAAAAGCAGCAGUUAGGAAAGGCUAUAAAUUGGAGGAUCAUCGUUCUAACAAUAGUUAACGCCAGUGACGACAAAAAGAAGUCUAAAGAAGAAGAUAACGACGAUAAAGCGUUAGCUAAGGAUAAAUACAACAACAACAAGUUUAAACAAAUCAACAGACUGAUUAAAUUUAUAAUAAUAAAAGAUAAUAUAAUAAUUUAUAUAUAAAAAACGCAACUAUAUAUAGAAAAGUAUAUAAUAAACAAAUCUUAUAUAUAAUAUUGUAAAUAAGAAGCUGAAAAAGUCGAAGUCGACGUAGUAGAGAAGAAGGAAUUAAGGAAGUGCGGCGAGAACUUGAAAGAUACAGACGACGAGGUAGGAGAAGAAAGAAAAGCAGGACUCGCAGAAGAGAAAAAAAUAAAACAAAAAACAUUUAUUUAAAUAAGCGUUGAUUUUAUUGUGUGUGAUAUUUAAAUAUUAAGCAUUAAUUUAAAAAACAAAAAAUCCAAACAAAAUUUUGAAGAGAACAGUUAAAUAAUAAUAAUCAGACAAAGAUUACAACAAAUAAUAAAAUAAAACAAAUAAACAUAAACAUAAAAAUUACUCAAGAACCAAAUCGGAAAACAAUAAAAAUUGUACUAUGACAUACUCGCACAAUAGCGUUAGUAAAAAUCUGAAAAUGACAACAGCAGCAGCAACCGCGGCGGCGGCGGCAUCAAUACGUUCGAAAAAUGGAGCAGGAGGAGCCGUUAAAACCAGCGGAGGCGGCGGCGGCGGUAAUUCACCACCAUCAACACCACCCCUUAGUGCACAUUCCAACAGUAUUGCUAGCAACAGUACAAAUUAUCACCAUCAUCAUUAUCACCAACAUCACCAGCCGAUGCUGAGUAGUUCUCCUCCCGGCAGCAACAUGUCUUCGGCCAUAUCAACCAGCUCAAAUUGCAGCAGCUCCUCCAGUGUAUCAUCCGUUGGUUCCAACAGCAAUGGUAGCAGCAGCGGCUAUUUCGCAUCAAUGCGCAAGCAACAACGCCAACAGCAGCAGAGACGCUCGCCCCAACAGCAACAUAACGAUAGUGGCAGCUAUUUUAACAAUAACCAGAGCUAUCAUUACCAAUCGCAACAACAACAGCCGGGCAGUGGGGGAAAACGUUAUUCCGGCAGUGGCGGCAGUUCGCAAAAGUAUCGCGAUGGGCAGCGAUCACCACAGAACCAUCAACGCCAAUCGCCCGCCUCAAUUUUGGGUGGAGGCCUAAGUAUAUCACCCACUAUGAACAGCAGCAGUGGAGGUAACAACUCGGCUCGCAAGCCACGCUCCAAGCACUCAAGCCCUUUGCUGUGUAUUGGUGGCGGUGGUAAGAUCUCACCUACCCAUCCUCUCAUUCCCACCGCCCUCACUCACUUUGCCGGCAGCAAGUGUUUCGAUGCCCCAGCACCCACUGCUUUGCCCAAACCACCUGAACAUUGGACUGGUAGUAAGAGCGCCGAGAAGGCGGUCGCCAGCAGUGCUGGCCCCGGCCUCCAAAGUGUUUUAAACGCUGCCUCUGCCAGAACUCCCAAUCACACUCAUCAUGCCCAUCAUCAUCUACAACACCAUAACCAUGGCUAUGCUCAUGAUUCUCAUAGUUAUGGCGGCCAUGUGGUCAAGUCCUCGAAGCGCAAUCUGCUCGAUGAUUUUGAUACGCACAAUUUGAAAUUGUUGCUAAAUGUGCAAUCGUAACCGCAUUGUUAAUAUUUUAACUCAAUUAAAAUAAAAAUAAAGUAAAAACGCCAAUAAAACUUAAAAACAAUAACAACAACAGCAACUGCAAACAAUGUUUUAACUUUUUUAACAGCAACAACAACAAAAUCCGUCAAUAAUUACAACAAAAUAUAUCUAUACAUAUAAAAAAAACAAACAAUAAUCCAAAAUCAUCACUCUAUGCCCAGCAGCAGCAGCCGCAGCAGAGUUGCUAAGGACUAAUGAAUAAAUCCCAAAAGAAAAAUUAUAGAAUUUAUCCCAUUUAAUGGAUGGAUGAUGGUGGGCAACACUCUGGUCUGUCUGUCUGAAAGGCAAGUGCUUGUGAUCUCAAGUUUAUUACAAA